GCUGGGGGCGAGGGCGACAAGCCCUUCUACGUGAACGUCGAGUUCCACCACGAGCGCGGCCUCGUGAAGGUCAAUGACAAGGAGGUGUCGGAGCGCAUCAGCGCCCUGGGCAGCCAGGCCAUGCAGCUGGAGCGCAAGAAGGGCGGCGUGGGGGGCGGCGACGCACCCAGGCCCCCGCAGCGCGUGCGGGCCUCGGAGAGCGGCUGCGGCCUGGACAUGGACUACGAGGACGCUGAGCUCAACCCCCGUUUCCUGAAGGACAAUUUGAUCCAGUCCAACGGCGGCGGCGGCCGGGCCCCCUGGCCACCCCUGGAGUAUCAGCCCUACCAGAGCGUCUACAUCGGGGGCCUGAUGGGCGAGGGCGAGGGCAAGGGCCAGCUCCUGCGCAGCCAAAGCGCCUCGGAGCCGGAGAAGCGCCUCACCUGGCCGCGCAGGUCCUACUCCCCGCGCAGUUUCGAGGACAGCGGCGGGGGCUACACCCCGGACUGCAGCUCCAACGAGAACCUGACCUCCAGCGAGGAGGACUUCUCCUCCGGCCAGUCCAGCCGCGUGUCCCCCAGCCCCACCACCUAUCGCAUGUUCCGGGACAAGAGCCGCUCCCCCUCCCAGAACUCUCAACAGUCCUUUGAGAGCAGCAGCCCCCCCACGCCGCAGUGCCAGAAGCGCCCUAGGCAGGGCCAGGUUGUAGUGGCCGAGGCCACCAUCGUGGGUGUCCGCAAGACCGGGCAGAUCUGGCCCAGUGAUGUGGACAGCUUGCAUGGAGAGCCAGAUGCUGCGUUCGGGACGCCCCCCGGUUACAGCUGCGCCGCGGACCAGGCGGAGGAGCAGCGGAGGCACCAGGAUGGGCUGCCCUACAUCGACGACUCCCCCUCCUCCUCCCCGCACCUUGGCAGUAAGAGCAGGGCCGGCCGGGAGGCGCUGACCGCCGGAGCCUCCGAGCCCAAAGGGGGCGAGCUGGACGUGGAGAAGGGCUUGGAGAUGAGAAAAUGGGUCCUGUCGGGAAUCCUGGCCAGUGAGGAGCUGUACCUGAACCACCUGGAGGCCCUGCUGCUGCCCAUGAAACCCCUGAAGGCGGCGGCCACCACCUCCCAGCCGGUGCUGACGAGCCAGCAGAUCGAGACCAUCUUCUUUAAGGUGCCGGAGCUCCACGAGAUCCACAGGGACUUCUACGACGGGCUCCUCCCGCGCGUGCAGCAGUGGGGCCACCAGCAGCGAGUGGGCGACCUCUUCCAGAAGUUGGCCAGCCAGCUGGGCGUGUACCGGGCCUUUGUGGACAACUACAGCAUCGCCAUGGAGACAGCGGAGAAGUGCUGCCAGGCCAACGCUCAGUUUGCAGAAAUCUCCGAGAAUCUGAGAGCCAGGAGCAGCAAGGACUCCAAGGACCAGACGACCAAGAACUCUCUGGAAACCCUGCUCUACAAGCCCGUGGACCGGGUGACCCGUAGCACGCUCGUCCUGCACGAUCUGCUGAAGCACACGCCACCCAGCCACCCCGACCACCCGCUGCUGCAGGAUGCCCUCCGGAUCUCUCAGAACUUCCUGUCCAGCAUCAACGAGGAGAUAACGCCCCGCCGACAGUCCAUGACCGUCAAGAAGGGCGAGCACCGGCAGCUGCUGAAGGACAGCUUCAUGGUGGAGCUGGUGGAGGGGGCACGCAAGCUGCGCCACGUCUUCCUGUUCACUGACCUGCUGCUCUGUGCCAAGCUCAAGAAACAGGGUGGAGGCAAAACCCAGCACUAUGACUGCAAGUGGUACAUCCCCCUGACGGACCUGAGCUUCCAGACCGUGGAUGAGUCAGAGGCGGCGCCCAGCAUCCCCCGGGUCCCUGACGAGGAGCUGGACACCAUCAAGAUCAAGAUCUCGCAGAUCAGGAGCGACAUCCAGCGAGAGAAGCGAGCCAACAAGGGCAGCAAAGCCAUGGAGAGGCUGAGGAAGAAGCUGUCUGAGCAGGAGUCGCUGCUGUUGCUCAUGUCACCCAACAUGGCCUUCAGGGUGCACAGUCGGCACGGCAAGAGCUACACCUUCCUCAUCUCGUCCGACUAUGAGCGUGCCGAGUGGAGGGAGAACAUCCGGGAACAGCAGAAGAAAUGCUUCAAAAGCUUCUCGCUGACCUCGGUGGAGCUGCAGAUGCUGACCAACUCCUGCGUCAAGCUGCAGACUGUCCACAACAUUCCACUGACCAUCAACAAGGAAGAUGAUGAGUCGCCGGGGCUCUAUGGCUUCCUGAAUGUCAUCGUUCACUCGGCCACUGGAUUUAAGCAGAGCUCCAGUCUGUACUGCACGCUGGAGGUGGACUCCUUCGGCUACUUCGUGAACAAAGCCAAGACCCGAGUCUACAGGGACACGGCUGAGCCAAACUGGAACGAGGAGUUUGAGAUCGAUCUCGAGGGCUCGCAGACCCUGCGCAUCCUGUGCUACGAGAAGUGCUACCACCGGGCCAAGCUGGCUAAGGAAGAUGGCGAGAGCACGGACCGGAUUAUGGGGAAGGGCCAGGUCCAGCUGGAGCCCCAGGCGCUGCAGGAGAAAGACUGGCAGAGAACCGUGAUCGUCAUGAAUGGGAUUGAAGUGAAACUCUCCAUGAAGUUCACCAGCCGGGAGUUCAGCUUGAAGAGGAUGCCAUCUCGCAAGCAGACAGGUGUCUUUGGGGUCAAGAUCGCAGUAGUCACCAAGAGAGAGCGGUCCAAGGUGCCCUACAUCGUGCGGCAGUGCGUGGAGGAGAUCGAGCGCCGGGGCAUGGAGGAGGUGGGCAUCUACCGCGUGUCGGGCGUGGCCACGGACAUCCAGGCGCUGAAGGCGGCCUUUGACGUCAACAAUAAGGACGUGUUGGUGAUGAUGAGCGAGAUGGAUGUCAACGCCAUCGCUGGCACGCUCAAGCUCUACUUCCGUGAGCUGCCCGAGCCCCUCUUUACCGACGAGCUGUACCCCAACUUCACCGAGGGCAUCGCCCUCUCUGACCCCGUGGCAAAGGAGAGCUGCAUGGUGAACCUGCUGCUGUCGCUCCCAGAGGCCAACCUGCUCACCUUCCUGUGCCUCCUGGGCCACCUCAAAAGGGUGGCCGAGAAGGAGACGGUGAACAAGAUGUCGCUACACAACCUGGCCACCGUCUUUGGCCCCACGCUGCUCCGGCCCUCGGAGAAGGAGAGCAAAGUCCCCGCCACGCCCGGCCAGCCCAUCUCCAUGAGCGACAGCUGGUCCCUGGAGGUCAUGUCUCAGGUCCAGGUGUUGCUGUACUUCCUGCAGCUGGAUACCAUCCCUGCCCCAGACAGUAAGAGACAGAGCAUCCUCUUCUCCACUGAAGUCUAAGGCCAUGAUGGGCGGGCAGGCCCCUGGCUGGACACACCCUCCACAGAGUGGGAGCCGAACCUUCCUCCCAGUGCCUGGCCGUCUGCCCAGAGACUGCUACCCCAAGCCAAAGGUGGCCCGGGGCCUGGGCCUGGGCAGGACUGGGCUGGCCUCCCAGCUGUGGUUCUCCAGCCGUCCAGCGGAGGGCGCCCCACACCAGUGCGCCUCAGCCACAGGCCACAGUGGUGGUUUUCGUCAAGCUUAAUGUAUCCAGAGUUUUAAACGUUUCUGCUGGAUUCCUCAAGAUGCACCCUUUCCGGGGACAGGGCGACACGGCCCAAUGCCUCCACUCUUGAGUCUUAAUGAAACACUGCUGUUGCUUUCUAA
Molecule: messenger RNA, 3669 nt
Organism: Echinops telfairi (small Madagascar hedgehog)
Lineage: Eukaryota; Metazoa; Chordata; Mammalia; Afrosoricida; Tenrecidae
Gene: BCR
Product: BCR activator of RhoGEF and GTPase
Exons: 23
Biological process (GO): intracellular signal transduction; positive regulation of GTPase activity
Cellular component (GO): membrane
Molecular function (GO): GTPase activator activity; guanyl-nucleotide exchange factor activity
Source: RefSeq, a predicted model, not a curated record